GCCCGGAGUCAUAAGAAGUAGGUACCGCAAGCGUGUUGUGUACAUCAGAAGUGCCCACGCUUAGUGAUGUGAUAGUGAUAAUAGAUUAUUAUUCAUGAAAGACGUCCAGAAAACAAGUAAAUGAUCUUACCGGAGCAAUCAUCGUCAGUUUAACGGUAACGGACAUUUUAACCUUUAAUCUGAGGAGAUAAAAGAAGACUUUCACUACCUGCCACCAUGAAGAUCAAGCGACAGAAACAAGCCAAGAAAACCAUCAGUUUCUACAAAUUCAACUUCAGCUUCAGGGAGCCCUUUCAGAUCCUCAUUGAUGGAACUUUCUGCCAGGCGGCUUUGAAGAACAAGAUUCAGAUCAAGGAGCAAAUGCCCAAAUACCUGAUGGGGGAGGUGCAGCUGUGCACCACAAACUGUGCGCUGAAAGAGCUGGAGACUCUGGGGAAAGAGCUGUAUGGAGCCAGAAUCAUCCUGCAGAGGUUCCAGGUGAGGAGAUGUCCACAUUUCAAGAGCCCUGUCCCUGCUUCAGAGUGUCUGCUGUCCAUGCUGGAGGAGACUAACCCACACCAUUACUUUGUGGCUACACAGGAUCACACAGUAACAGCCGGCCUGAAGAAGAUCCCUGGAGUUCCUCUGCUCUACAUCAUCCUCAACACCAUCGUGCUGGACAAACCCUGCCAGACGUCCCUCGACCACGUCCAGGCCGUCCAGCUGGGAGAGCUGGUCAGCCCGGCUCAGCAGCAGAGCAUCCGCAGCCUGAAGGAGGAGCAGGGCAUCGCCCAGAAGGACGGAGAGAGGCGGGGGAAGAAGAGGAAGAGGAAACAGAGCAAUCCUAACCCUCUGAGCUGCCUGAAGAAGAAGAAGAAAGGCGUCCCGACACCGUCGCUGAAGAAGACUGAGCAGGGGGAGAAGAGGAAAAGAACUCGACACAAGAAACGGAAAGACGACAUGUCUGCUCCUGUGGUUACAAAUACAUAGUACAGCAGAAAGACAGAGACUUGAGCCAUUUUUGUUUUUCCCAUAAAUAUUAUUUGAAGAUGUCAAAUAUGUUCACGAUUAAUAUAAUCCCAAACUAAAAUAAUUACACUCUGCAGAUUUACUUCUGGUCUGUUUUUAACAAUGUUACUGCAUAGAAUAAAUCUGUUUAUUACACAAAAUGCCAUUUUAAAAUACUUGUCAUGGUAUUUGUUUUAUUUUGAAAAACUUCCCCGGACUAACAGGCAUGGAAUUGAAACCGAUCAGAAACAUGCCGAUAUUGUUAAAUGAGACGAUUUGUCUUGGCUUUUAUACAAAAUAAAAAAAGCAGGUUUUUACAGGCACAUAGUUGAACAUAUUAGAUGCACUCAGACAUUACAGUAUAUGGAAAAAACCGAUGCAUUCAGCUGUCUUUGCAGACGAAGUAAGAAGUGUCAUCACAAUGACUUGAUUUUUUUGAUGUCUGCUAAAUUCAGUUGUAUUUUUUCGAUUAGAGUCCAAAAGACAACUUCCAUAACAAAUAUGUCCAUUCAGACUUCACUUGAUCGUCUUAUCGGGUCAUUCUUUAGAUUAAAAAUCACGUAUAAAUAAAGAACAGUUCAUUCUCUUGUUAUAUAUUACAUCAAUAAAUGAAUAUUGAAAAUCUACUUGAUUUACACUGUCAGAAGUUACUGUGGAAGUGACACUAAGCACAACUGAAGUCUUAAUUAUCAAGACAAUACAAUACUGUAUGAUUCCCAGCUGUAACUAAAUGAUUAUCUAUAUAUAAAAGGGUCACUGGAUGAAUUGAAUCUGUCGCAUACCUAAGUCAUUUUAAGAACAAAAUAGAAACUGGGUAUUUCAGGAUGGAACAUGCAAGAGUAUGGUAGACCACUGAUGUUUACAUCAUCUAUACGUUGAAUCUCUGAAGCUCUUUUUUUAUAAGCUGUGUCCCAAUUCCAUAGUACAUACUUAUUAUAUACAUUAUGUAUUAUAUACUAAUCAUUACAGUGCAAUUUAUGCACUUUGUACACAAGAAAUCACCACACAGUAUAAAUGAUACUAUAAAUGUUGUCAGAUGUUUAUCAAACUGCAGCCGUUGAAUGCUACAGCCAAUCAGACAGCAGAAAUGUAAUAACUGUGGGUUUUAAGGUGUUGCUGGAGCUGUGUCACCAGCAUCUCCUCUAUUUCCUUUGUGCAUUGUGUCGUAGAAUAGUGUGAGCACAUUACAUGCUCCUGCCUAAGAUUAUUAUGUAUGAAUUUGGGAUAAAACUAGUUUUUUCAGACUCUCAUGAAGCGCAAACAGUCGAUGAUGCAAGCAAAGCAUUUGCAAAAACAACACGUUUGGAGUUUGUAAUGCUUAAAGUGCUACACUACAGUAGUAUAAUGAUUAAUUGCUGGUUGAGUCUGCAGAUCACUACCAUAGUUACUGUUUAAAUGUACUCUUGCAGAGACUGGAUAUAGUGCAUGCUCCUUUUGGCUAAAAUCUGAGUAGUACAUGAGAACCAUCAGAUGAGAACUUUUUUUUUUGCUGUAGUGGGGCAGAUGAAUCUCAGAGUAACAUGGUGGAUUGAGGUUUCACUGUGUAAACACAGUUGUCUCCCACUGUAAACAUAUCUUAAAAUAGAUUUCUUUUGACUUUGAUGCAAGUGCAACACAACAACCUCUACCUGGGAAAAAAAACCCACCAGUGAGUAGACAGAAACUCCAAAAGGGAACACACAGUGCCCACUUUAUUUAACUUAUUUCACAUUAACUUAGCUGUAAAGUGAGUCUUGAUAAUAAAACAUAAAAUAAAUAAUAACAAAAAGGAAAUAAGGCCAUUGUUUACAG
Morone saxatilis (striped sea-bass) is the source of this 2778-nucleotide messenger RNA. RefSeq names its product UTP23 small subunit processome component (gene utp23). Bases 217 to 969 code for a protein of 250 amino acids. NCBI's taxonomy places the organism in Eukaryota, Metazoa, Chordata, Actinopteri, Moronidae. The record is from RefSeq and is a predicted model, not a curated record. Gene Ontology annotation, cellular component: small-subunit processome; nucleolus. Gene Ontology annotation, molecular function: small ribosomal subunit rRNA binding. The transcript has 3 exons.